Molecule: messenger RNA, 2738 nt
Organism: Ixodes scapularis (black-legged tick)
Lineage: Eukaryota; Metazoa; Arthropoda; Arachnida; Ixodida; Ixodidae
Exons: 8
Coding region: 218-1534 (438 amino acids)
Source: RefSeq, a predicted model, not a curated record
GCAAAGAAGAACAAUGGCUGUGAAAGCCUGAGUUGCUUAGCGGUGUUGCAUGCUGGGAAGUCAGUACGGCGGGAAUGAGUGACCGCUGUCGCGGCUGUCUCGCGUGCGCCCGGGCCGUUUGAGCGCCAUUUUUUGGCGGCACAUUUCUUGCGCCAAUACUCUGUUCGGAGCGAGUUGGAAGACUCUCGGUCUGUUUCGACAAACCACAGAAGCAGUUAUGUCGCUAACCAGCAGGGACAUGUGGGGUGUACUGCGCGGCAGUUGCAGGGAGCCUUUGUGUGACUGUCAGCGCUACGUCGUCGUGUGCCCAUCAGACGAAAGCGCGGCAAAGAUUCGUUGUCAGUUCUGCAAUCACUGCCCAAGCAUUCACGGAAGAAUCACCGAUUUGGGUGACACAGAGCAAGGACUUACUGUGCCACCUAUUCUAUUAAUAGUUGGCACAGGGAUAAAUGGACCGAGUGAAGUGCAACAGCCGUAUCAUCCUGAUUGUUCGAAAGACCACGAGAGAGAAGUUGCCGAAGUGCUGCAAGAGAGUGCACAGCCUGGCUGCUCGAAAGAUGGCUCACUAUGGGUGGAAGCUCCAUCUCCUUCGGACCUUCCUGUAGACAUGAGCCAGCAACUUGCCAUCAAUGAAGCUCCUGCGCCAUCAAAACCUGCACCCAAGGUAUUCUGUGACUGGCUCCUUGCAAACAUGCCAGAAUUCUCUGACUGUGUUCAGCCUAUCCUGAAAGGGAAAGCUGUCUCGGAAAAGUCACAAACAAAACUGUCAAGAGAGCUGCGUGCAGAAAUGACGUUAUUCCUGGAUGAGCAUGAUCUCAUUACCACUGGGAACAAGGGCGAACGGCGCUCGAUGUACAAAGCCCUUGGGGAGGCGCUUGCCACGAAAUACCCACUUCUUUUGUGGGAUGAGCCAAAACCUGAGAGCCAUCUUGUUGACAAACGGACCCAUGUUUACAGCCUAUUCAUAAGGAAGCUGACAGUGGCCCGAAAGGUGCGGAAGCACAGGAAGAUGAGAAGUGCAGCUGCUGUAACUCCUUCCAUGCCUACUCCAGCGCUCACAAAGGAGAGUGCUGCCGCCGAACUGGAGGUUCGCAUAAUUUUCAUUUCACAUUUAUUUUUUACAUAUGUUGCUCAAAUGUUUCUUGUUGCACUGUUCCAGGCUCUCAGAUCGGCUGACCUGAGCACCGUGGCACUGGAUAUAGAAAGAAUGAAAUGCCUUCUUGAGGUCACUUACGAAGAUUGCUGCAAGCGUCACGAUGAUCCUUUGCCUCAAUAUUUCUUGUUAGAAAGCAUUCUCUGCAUUGAAGUCGAACUCCGAUUUAAGUGCAAGGUUGGGGACCUGGAGAAAAAGGUGAAAGCGGUGGUGGAAGCGUUUCCACAUAAAGAAGAACGGGAAUGCACAUUCGUCGACAUUGGCAAGCAUUUACAAGGCCAUUCUAGGCACACACUCAUCAACGAGAAUGCAAUGCCUAAUAACCUGCAAGUCACAGCACUUCAUGUGUAUAUAUACUGCGCUGAACGCACUUGCGUUUAGGCUGGCAGUACUGAAGAAGUCAUCUGGAUCUCGGGUGGAAAUCUAGAGCGAGCUCUGAUUUUCUGCCUGCUGAUGUACUACAUUAAGAACCUUGACUACCCACCAGCGUUCUGAACGGUCCUCGUCUUACUGCAGAAGAUAACUCUACCUGACACAAAAGUGCCCCGUGGACUGCUCACGAACCGGCUGAAAAAUUUGCUCAUUAUGUUGAAGAAGAACAAUUUGUGUUAACUUUUCGAAAGCAAAUACCAUUAAAAAUAGGUUGCGUCCUGAGAUGGGGAAGUAAAUGUCGUCUGGUUCCUUGACUUCUUUCUUCUGAAUCGCAGAAUACUUUUUCUUGUCUUGCAGUGAAUGUUGUCAUUUUUAAAGUGCCGUUCACUUUAAGUUCACCUUAUUCUACCGAAUCAUGGUUUAGGUUUUACUAACAGGUUCAUGUGUUAUAAUAUAGGGUAAGAAACCAUAAAAAUAUUAACAACUCUAUAGCUCAUACACUUGUGUUUUCCGUGCUGCCUAUAUAUCCAUUUCAGAGCUCUUAUUAUAGUUUCCCUUUAACAACUGUGAUGUACUUUAUAGUUACAGUUUUGAAUUAUUUUUUAGCACUUGUAUUUUAUGUUCAUUAUGUCUAUCGUACAGCAGCUAAACUGUGUUUACACAUCGUUUUACAUAAGUCAUAUUUUUUUUCCUGUUCGGUUCUGUUGUACGAGUGCCAGUGUGGUUUCGUAACUAUAGAUGUAAAGGCCAUGCUGGUUAAGCCGAAGCUUCUGUCGAAGUGAGAUUUAACGUGAGUUUAUUUGCUUUCUUUAAGCGAAUUUUCAACUUUUUUUGUGUCCGGCUAGCACUGAUAUAAUAUGGCCUUAGAUUCUAAAGUGCUUUGUACACCGUUCAACAGCGCUCUUUGUGAUGCAUAUAUGCUACAAUACCUGCUAACCGCUUACGAUAAUAGUGCCUUUACAUUAUGGACGUAAUUUAUAUCACAGCUUUUUAUUGAUGUAUCCCAGACUCGGGAAUUUGUGAUUAUGUAUAUUCUGAUACUUCGGAAUCAAUUGCCGUUUUUGUAUAAUACAGUAUUUUUUUUUUGUUCUCUAGUUUUUCACUACUUUAUGGGUUGUCCCAUUUUUGUACGGGUCAAAUCACAAUCGAGCAGGAUGCUUUUUGUGAAUUUUCGCCAAAAAUGCCAUUUUUAAUAAAAGGAUUUCUUAUUCCA